AUGAGAACAAAUAAUUGGGUUAAGAAAUUCGUCGACGGCAGGUUGUUAUUAAACGCCCUCUGUUUCUCAGAGUUGCUCUUCAACCAACAAAGUCUGAUUAUGAAAACUUGGUCUCUGAAAUAAGCCUUCGAAUUCUUUUAAUUUGGCCUCUUCUCGAUUUUGUUCAUCUUCUUCCUUCUUCUCUCUCAGACCCUGUUUUCCCCCUCUUUCCAUUGGCUCUUCUUCAUUUUUAUGCUCAUCAUUCCAUUCCAAUUCCAAAUCCAUGGCGAUCGACGCCGCCGUUUCUCCUGACAUUUCUGUUGCCGCCGCAAUGAGCCCUAGAAUUUCAUUCUCUCACGAUUUCUCCCUUACCGAACCUAUUCCCGUCGAACAACGCCCUAGUUCCCGAUCCAAAUCCUCCUCCGGUUUCAAUUCCAGCUUCGAUUUCGAUUUCUGCAUUCCCGAAUGUUCCGAUCACGAAUCCUCCUCCGCCGAUGAAAUUUUCUCCCACGGCAAAAUUCUUCCUCUCCAAAUCAAGAAGAAACCGGACGAGCCACUCGAUCACUCUUCUUCUAAUCAUUCUCAUGCUUCAUUGACGCGAACGAAAUCGCUCGAUCUCAAUGCGGAUAAAUGUUUGAAGAAAGAUCCAUCGUUGAAGGAAAUCAAGGCUACGAGUAAUGAUUCUGAAGAGAAACAAAGUUCUAAUUCCAAUUCCAAUUCCAAUUCCAAAUCGUUUUGGCGUUUCAAAAGAAGCAGUAGCUGUGGCUCUGGUUACACUCGGAGCUUAUGUCCUUUGCCGCUUCUCUCGCGAAGCAAUUCGACUGGCUCUGCGUCGAAUAUUAAGCGGACGCCAUUGUCCAAAGACGGUGUACAUCAAAAGCAAAGCUCUCAUAGAAACGCGUCCAAAAAUUCGUUACAGUGUUCGUCUUCAAUUGGAUAUCAGAAACCUCCAUUGAAGAAGGUACAUGGUUCGUACGGUAAUGGAGUUCAAGUAAACCCUAUUCUAAAUGUUCAUUCGGGGAAUCUUUUUGGUUUAGGCUCAAUAUUCUCUUCUGCCAUUGAUAGAAGCAAGAAAAAAUGAUUGGUUUCUUUUAUAUUGUUUUUCAUUUUCCCCUGAAUAGUAAUCUGAUUGUCCGAUUUGCAAAAAGGUUGCGGAAUGGAAUCUGUAAUUUCCUUUUUUACUCUCUUUUGCUCUUUUUGAUAUUGAAUAUGAUUCUUAGAACAUAAGAUAAUAAAAGAGCUGGUUUUUGUGGUUUGAUUCACUGAAUGAUUGAUGUUAAACAGAAGAACUAUGAAGUUAAUUUAAGAAAGUCAAAGGAAAAGGCAAUGUUGAAAUGUUAACAAAAUGGGUUUAGGGAUUGAAUUUUUAGAUAGAGAAAAGAGGAUGAAGAUGAAGAUGAAGAUGAAGAUGAAGAUGAAGAUGGAUAAUGUAUGGUAGGAGGCGAGGGAGUGGUGGUAUAAUUCAAGGCACAUGCAGGCUUUUGGAGGAAAAAAGGACAGGUUAGGCAUUUGCUUUUUUCUUUGUUUGUCCAUUGCUAUUCUUCUUUUUCUGCUUUUGGUAUUUUCUAACACACAAAACAUAAAAUCUCAAUUUGGUUUCCAUCAUAUAUAUCUUUUCUUCUCUCUCUUAUACAGAAACAGUGUACUUUUGUGUGUCUUAAGUGUUUGUAUUUUGGCUUUGAGGGAAUAUCCUUGAGUGUAAAAUCCACUAUUGGGAUCUUUUCAUUCUAAUUUGUUUUUAGCUUUAAUUAUAAAAUAUACAUGUAUUCUUUCUUUCCAAA
Molecule: messenger RNA, 1760 nt
Organism: Benincasa hispida (wax gourd)
Lineage: Eukaryota; Viridiplantae; Streptophyta; Magnoliopsida; Cucurbitales; Cucurbitaceae
Source: RefSeq, a predicted model, not a curated record